Molecule: messenger RNA, 546 nt
Organism: Auanema sp. JU1783
Lineage: Eukaryota; Metazoa; Nematoda; Chromadorea; Rhabditida; Rhabditidae
Source: the annotation of a GenBank genome assembly
AUGGGUAACGUAUUCGGAAACCUCUUCAAGGGCCUUUUCGGCAAGAAGGAAAUGAGGAUCCUCAUGGUUGGUCUUGAUGCUGCUGGAAAGACCACUAUCCUCUACAAGCUCAAGCUCGGUGAAAUCGUCACUACCAUUCCAACCAUUGGAUUCAAUGUUGAAACCGUUGAAUACAAAAACAUCUCCUUCACCGUUUGGGAUGUAGGUGGUCAAGACAAAAUCAGACCAUUGUGGAGGCAUUACUUCCAAAACACUCAAGGACUUAUCUUCGUCGUUGAUUCUAAUGAUCGUGAACGUGUCGGUGAAGCUCGCGAGGAGCUUAUGCGUAUGCUCGCUGAAGAUGAGUUGAGAGAUGCUGUUCUUUUGGUCUUCGCCAACAAACAAGAUCUUCCUAACGCCAUGAACGCUGCUGAGGUCACCGAUAAGUUGGGUCUCCACACCUUGAGAAAUAGAUCGUGGUACAUUCAAGCUACAUGUGCUACUUCCGGAGAUGGAUUGUAUGAAGGCCUUGACUGGCUCAGCAACCAACUUAAGAACAGAACAUAA